AUGAGGUCGUUUGCAGCGAGUGCGCGGGCUGUUGCAAAAUCGAAAAGUGUUCAGAGUCGGUUUCAGAGGGCUGGGCUGCCGGUUUUUGUGAAGUCGAGGGGGUAUGCGGGAAUGGCUCCUACUUUGAAUGAUCAGUCUCUUUUCAAGACUCGGGCAUAUGUCAAUGGAGAAUGGAUAGGUGCGAAGUCGGGCAAGACCUUUGAGGUCCACGAUCCCGCAACAGGCAAAUUGAUUGGUACGAUGCCUGAGAUGGAUCGUGCUGAUACUGAAGCUGCCAUUGCCGCUGCAUCUGCCGCCCUCCCAUCCUUCCGCAAACUGACCGGCCGCGAACGCUCGCGGAUGCUGAGAAAAUGGUACCAACUCAUGGUGGACAACGCCGACGACCUGGCCAAGCUGAUAACGUGGGAGAACGGCAAGCCCAUCGCCGACGCAAAAGGGGAAGUGACCUAUGCCGCGAACUUCUUCGAGUGGUUCGCAGAGGAAGCACCCAGGCUGUAUGGCUCCACCAUUCCGGCCUCCGUCGCUGGAAACCGCGUCUUUACGAUCAAAGAACCUGUAGGGGUAUGCGGCCUCAUCACACCCUGGAACUUUCCCGCCGCAAUGAUCACUCGGAAAAUCGGUCCCGCUCUUGCAGCAGGAUGCACCGUCGUCGCCAAAUCCCCUGGCGAAACACCCUUCACGGCCGCCGCCCUGGCCGAACUCGCCCACCGCGCUGGUAUCCCAAAGGGCGUCGUCAACUUCGUCACGGCGCUUGACAACACACCUGAAGUGGGCGAGACGCUGACGACCAGCAAGACGGUCAAGAAGGUCUCUUUUACCGGCUCCACGGGCGUCGGCAAGCUCCUCAUGAAGCAGUCAGCCUCGACGCUCAAAAAACUCUCCUUUGAACUCGGUGGCAACGCGCCCUUUAUCGUCUUCGACGACGCCGACCUCGACACCGCCGUCUCUGGCGCAAUCUCCUCGAAAUUCCGCUCCUCGGGCCAAACCUGCGUCUGCGCCAAUCGCUUGUACAUUCAAUCUGGCAUCUACGACGCCUUUUGCAACGCCUUUGGCAAAAAAGUUCAGGCCUUUAAAGUUGGCAAUGGCUUCGAUCAGGGAAACACACACGGCCCGUUGAUUCACGACCGCGCCGUCGCAAAAGUCGACGCACACGUCCAGGACGCAGUCAAACACGGCGCCACCGUCCUCGUCGGCGGCCACAAACUUGACCACCUAGGUGCCAACUUUUACCAGCCCACCGUCCUCCGCGAUAUGACGGCGGACAUGCAACUCGCCUCGGACGAAACGUUUGGACCUGUGGCUGGUCUCUUUUCUUUUGACACAGAGGCCCAGGUCGUCGAGCUGGCGAAUGCGGCCGAGGUUGGGUUGGCGGGCUAUUUCUUCAGCCGCGAUGUCCAGCGCGUUUAUCGCGUUGCCGAGGCUCUCGAGGUCGGCAUGGUCGGUGUGAAUACGGGCUUGAUAUCCGAUGUGGCGGCGCCGUUUGGCGGUGUCAAGGAGAGUGGGUUUGGGAGGGAGGGCAGCAUGUUGGGUAUCGACGAGUAUGUGACUACGAAGACUGUGACGUUGGGUGGGAAUGGCGAGGCGUUGCAGGGGAAAUGA
Molecule: messenger RNA, 1599 nt
Organism: Plenodomus lingam JN3
Lineage: Eukaryota; Fungi; Ascomycota; Dothideomycetes; Pleosporales; Leptosphaeriaceae
Biological process (GO): GABA catabolic process
Cellular component (GO): cytoplasm
Molecular function (GO): succinate-semialdehyde dehydrogenase (NAD+) activity
Source: RefSeq, a predicted model, not a curated record